This is a messenger RNA of Uloborus diversus, 981 nucleotides long. Its product is annotated as protein-serine O-palmitoleoyltransferase porcupine-like. Gene Ontology annotation, biological process: protein palmitoylation; lipid modification; canonical Wnt signaling pathway. NCBI's taxonomy places the organism in Eukaryota, Metazoa, Arthropoda, Arachnida, Araneae, Uloboridae. Gene Ontology annotation, molecular function: palmitoleoyltransferase activity; Wnt-protein binding. Gene Ontology annotation, cellular component: endoplasmic reticulum; membrane. The transcript has 8 exons. The record is from RefSeq and is a predicted model, not a curated record. Bases 1 to 981 code for a protein of 326 amino acids.
AUGGAUGAAGAUUAUGACUACGAUAUUGACUAUUCAGCUGACGAAUUAUAUGAAUAUGCGGAUGGGUUCCCCGAAAGCAUGGAAUACAAUCUCCGAGACUUGUGGAGUGAUUGUUUGGUGCCCACGUUAUCGGACGGAAUUGCAUCGACUUUCAAAUUACUAAUCUGCUGUUUACUCCUAAAAUUGAAUCUUGCUCUUACUUUCAUGCCAGAUUACUCCUUCCAUUUCACAUCGGCAGCUACUGGCAUUUACUGCCUGCACUCUUUUUUUGGCAGCGACAUUUUGUACAUCAUCCUCUUUGCAGCUGUUGGUUAUGGAAUCAUGAUCUUAGCAAAUGAUGUUCUUAAGCAAUACCAAGGAACUGUGUGUGUCUUUUCUUGUUUCAUGUUUGCAAUAAUAUGUGAAUUAUUUUUUGCAGAGAAAUCUCUUUGGCAUCGCAUCAGAGGGUCUCAAAUGCUGCUUUCUAUGAAACUUAUAUCUUUGGCAUUUGACACCCAAUUCUCAGGAAAUGAUCUUCCACCUGUAAUUGCCUGCUUUGGUUUUUUAUUCCAUCCUGGAACUGUGAUAUUUGGACCCUGGAUAAGCUAUUCCUCAUACAUGAACAGCAGGCAGAGCAUAAAAGUUGAUUUCUCUUGGAUUUCAUCAAUCAUUCGCAGCCUCAUUUUCAGUUUUGGUUUUCUGAGUAUUUCCACGUGUUGGACAUCAUGGUUCUUCUAUUCACCUGGAUGGAAGAUAUCUUCUGUUGUAUCUGCCUUAGACAUCGAAAUUCCACGCUCUUUGGUAGAAGUUGUCAUUUGGUGGAAUGUCCCUAUGCAUUUCUGGCUUAAAACAUAUGUAUUCAAAACUGCAAAGCCGUUGGGGGACUUUGCUGCAGUACUGCUUACUUAUGUUGCAAGCUCACUGCUACAUGGACUAAAUUUUCAGCUUGCAGCAGUUCUUCUUUCCUUAGGAUUUUACACAUACAUUGAACAUGGUGAGUAA